Messenger RNA from Saprolegnia diclina VS20, 1323 nucleotides. RefSeq lists its product as hypothetical. The transcript has 6 exons. Bases 1 to 1323 code for a protein of 440 amino acids. Lineage: Eukaryota; Oomycota; Saprolegniomycetes; Saprolegniales; Saprolegniaceae. The record is from RefSeq and is a predicted model, not a curated record. Gene Ontology annotation, biological process: negative regulation of apoptotic process.
AUGCACCAUCGACCGACGCGCGGUGGCACGGGCUGGGACUGCAAGGCCGAGAACGCCAAGGCCGCGGGUCUCUACUACGAGAUCGCCAACGUCGGCAAGAUGGUCGAAGCCUCCAAGAAGCGCAUUACGUGGCGCAUCAAGAUGGAAGAAGGCAAGGAGUACGAGAUCUCGCUCACGCACUCGAUCGCGUCCGGGAAGAAGAACCUCCGCAUCGAUGGCAUCGUCAUGUACCAGACGAGCACGUUUAGCCUCGGCGACUGGGACUAUGUCUUCAACCUCGGCAACCACGUCUUGCACUGCAUCAUCAAGCCGUCCGUCGAGCUCAACGACAGCUAUGACUUGAUUGUCGACGGCGUGUCCUUUCGCCGCCUGCCCGAGCAGCUCAAGACCAAGAACGACAAGGACGUCAAGCGCGGGUCGACGACCGCCAAGCCAUUGCAGCCGCGCCCCAAGAGCCGCGAGUCGAGUGCCAGCGACCUCUCGCGCACAGGGUCGGGCAACGCAUGGGAGUGCACGACGUGCACGCUCGUCAACGAGAAGGGACUUGCGCCCAUCUGCGAAGCCUGCGGCAGCCCUCGCCCCCGCCAAACCCUGGCCAAGACACCGUCGUUCGAAUACUCCAAGCAAAGCAGCGCCAAGGACCUUCGCGAGCCGGCGCCACGCACCUCGGAAUUUCGCCCGUUUGACGCACCACCGGCCAAAGCCACGCCCGAUGGAUUCGGUGUCGACAUGACCAAGAACGAUCCGUUCGCGGUGGCGAACGCGGGCUUUAACCAGCAGCAGCAACAGCAGCGCACGGGCAGCUCUGAGCAAAUUGCGUCUAUGCUGCAAGGCUUAGACUUUUCGUACACGCCGCCGCCACCACCGCCACCGACACCGGUGCAACCGCCGAUGAGCGACGCGCCGCCGGUGACGCCGAGUGACCCGCUGUGGGGCGCCAACAUUGUGAGCCUCGACUUGGUCGAGAAACCAAAACUCAAGACGACCGUGAGCAUGCAGACACUCGAGCAGGCGCGGUUGGCCAAGCCCAAGGAGGCGCCGCAGCCCGUGAUGCCGCCACCUAUGCAAGCGCCGCCGACGUAUACCCAAGCACCCAUGUACCCUCCGGCGUCCAUGGGCUAUGGAAAUCCGCCUGGCGCGUACCCGGGACAGCACAUUGUGGCGGCGCAACCAUACGGUGGCAUGUACACCAACACCAACGGACCCAUGGGCGUUCAGCGGCAGCCCACGGCGCAUACCUUCAUGCCCAACAUGACCAACGUUCCGCCGCCAAAGGCCGCGCCUGGCCACGCCGCCAACGACCCGUUCGCGACACUGUCGUAA